AUGCUACUCCGAUCAGUCGACGAAUCUCAAAUCCACCUAAUGGAUUUGCUAACACUGGCUCGUGAGAAACAUCGAGAUCUGUACUCGGAAAACGACAUCAAUCUUCGUCAAGAGGUUCUUCACGCGGAGUUAAUCAAAAGUGUUCGCCGAAACUGUCGAACAGCACCACGACGACUUCAGAAGCGACGAGCCGAGGAUUCUGGAGAUUUGAGGUGCGAAAAUUCGGAAAUUCGAAGAAAAAUUCCUGAGGAGCCAAUCGAAAAGAAGCGGAAGGAUAACUUGAUUGGACCGUUUUCCGCGGAAGAUUUUUUUAGUCAAAGCUGUUCGGAUAGAAUGAUCGAUUUCUCAGCGCUCCGACCUCCAAAUCCAUCCUUCGAAACCCAGCGAAAAACCAAAAUCGGCACCCGAACGCUCAACUCAAAUCCAGAUGUCUUUCAACGACUGUCGGCUGUGAAAAAAUCGAAAAAAUAA
Molecule: messenger RNA, 471 nt
Organism: Caenorhabditis briggsae
Lineage: Eukaryota; Metazoa; Nematoda; Chromadorea; Rhabditida; Rhabditidae
Exons: 2
Coding region: 1-471 (156 amino acids)
Source: RefSeq, a predicted model, not a curated record